AUGAUGAACAACGAACCAACAGCAACAACUCCAGCCGAGGCAGCCGCUAGCGCUGAAGGCCAAAAGAAUCCACCCAAGAAGAACCGUGCCCGUAGAAAGAAACGAGGAGGUGGUGGUCGAAAGGACACCAAAGAGACUGCUGAAAAUGAACAGCCAAACGUGCUCAGCGAGGCUGCUGCCAAAUCCACCGGCAACAACAACAAGGAUGGAGGAGGAAACAAUAACAAGAAAAAUCGAAGACGAAAGGGAAAGGGGGGAAACAACAAUAAUAACAACAACAACUCCAGAAAGAAUGAACAGUAUCCACCAUACUGGCCCCACGACAAAUGCCUCAAACUGUACGUGGACCAAGAUCCCAACAUGAUCCGAGGCAAGUUGCGCUGUUUGCCUUCCAAAGAUGGAAUGGCCUUUUGUGCCUGUGAUCGAGGGUCGCAAAAACGGGAUAUUCUGAUAGAAUCAGCACUCGAACGAAACAGGGCCAUGAAUGGGGAUACUGUCUUUAUUGAGCUUCUUCCGGAGGAGGAUGACCAAGACAGCAAUCAUCAAUCCGGAACAGACGACGGAGUGGAAGAGUUGAACCAGAAACUGCAACAUCUCAGCACACAAAAAGAGGAAAACAACUCAAACGAAGAAGCAGAAAUGUGGCAAGAUGAUGCGGUUCAGAUGAAGCUCUGGAAUCCAGUGGUGCCUGUCAAGAGAAUCAAAAGGCUAGAACAAGCAACCAUCACAGGAGAGGAGCUGGCAAAGCAUACCACACAGAGAAAGGGACGAGUUGUAUGUGUCUGCACCCCUCCAAUUCCCAAAGAUUCUCCCAAACAAACCAAACCACGGCGGAUCAUGAUUGGAACCUUGAAAUCCCUUCAAAGUGGCACUUGCCUCUUCACUCCCAAUGACAGAACGCUUCCACAGUUCAAAUGCGAUAACACUCAAAUUCGAAACGAGCUAACCAACAACAAGGGAGAUUCCAGCGACCUCUAUAGAGCAGAAUAUGUCUAUCAUGCAUGGAAGGAAAACCACAACUGGCCUCCCUGUGUCAACGUAAAACGCCUGGGAGAGGCACACUCCAUUGAGGAUCAAAUACAAGGACUCCUCAUGGAAAACCACGUGGAUCAUGGAGAAUUUACCCCGCAAGUCCUUAAAGAUGUCGAAGAUGCGGUCCAGUCUGGAGUCUAUGUGAUGAAUCCAAACAGUCCAGCCGCCGAACUUGGGUGGAAACCUACGCCAGAGAUGCUCAAAGGUCGACGCGAUUAUCGCAACGAACGCAUUUUCACAAUCGAUCCGACCACUGCCAAAGAUUUGGAUGAUGCUCUGCAUAUCAAGGAGCUCCCGGAUGGACGAAUUGAACUCGGAGUGCACAUUGCCGACGUUUCUGCCUUUGUGACGCCUGGAUCCAAUGUUGAUGACGAGGCAGCACGACGGACGACAACGGUUUACCUCGUGGACAGGACCGUGCCAAUGCUGCCACGCCCACUCUGUGAAGUUGCCUGCAGUCUCAAUGAAAAUGUAGAGCGUUUGGCAUUCAGUUGUGUUUGGACGAUGCAACCAGAUGGGAAUCUGGCUGGUUCCUCUCGAUCCAGCAACCGUCAGGAUGUUUGGUAUGGUCGAACUGUCAUCAAAUCGUGUGCGAGAUUGGACUAUGGAACUGCACAGAAUAUAAUCGACAAAAAGGUGGCUAAUGGUGAGUCAGAGUCAGAAAUGGAUGAGGAACUCUGGCCCAAAAGUAGGCGUCCUACAGGCGGGCACACUGUUGACCAGGUGGCGGCCAAUGUUCGUCUCAUGCACCGAGUGGCAAUGGCUCGCAGACGCCUGCGCUUCGCAAACGGCGCACUCGCCCUGCAUGGAGUCAAACUCACUUUUCGAUUGGACGACGAUGGGAAAACACCCCUGGCGUGUACUCCCUAUCCCAUCAAAGAUUCCAACCGACUCGUCGAAGAGUACAUGUUGCUUGCCAACUAUCUUGUCGCCCAGCGUUUAAUAACGCACGCUGGUGACCGUGCCGUAUUGAGAAGACACCCCGACCCAUUGCCCGAUGGCUUAAAUAAGGUCGUUGACAUUGCCAAAGCAAUGUUUGAUUUCAACGUGGAUGCAUCAAGUUCGGCGACCCUCCAUGAUUCGCUAGUCCGACUCGGAAGGAUCUGCAACGACGAAGUGUUUUUAAAAUGUAUGACACAGAUGCUCACAACUCCAAUGCAAAAUGCGGACUACUUUGCGGCCGGAGCAUUCGAAAAAGAGCUUUGGAGGCACUUUGCUCUCAAUAUACCCUUCUACACACAUUUCACAUCGCCCAUCAGACGGUAUGCUGACGUGCUUGUGCACAGGCUGCUCCAAGCCACCAUCGACGGCGAGGAUGCCGUGGAUCGAUUCCCCUUGAAUGCGGAAGAACUACAUGGGAAGUGUGAGCACUGCAACGAUAAACGACUGGCCUCCAAAAUGGCGCAAGAACGGUGCGACGUGAUAUUCCUGGCUUUGUACCUGCGAAGCCACCCAAUCAAAUCAGUUCUGGGGGUCGUCCUCUCUCUUGGGAACAAGGCCUUUACCGUCUUCGUGCCAUCGCUUGGCGUCAAUGCGAUGGUUUUCCUGGAGGAGCACAAGGACUGGUUAGAGUACGAAAACCAAGGCGACGACCACGACCAUCGCAUCGUUUUGACUCGAAAAGCACCCACAAGGGAGCUUUGGAAUCGCAUGUACGUGAAAAUGUUCACUAAGGUCCUGGUGUCUUGCUUAUACAAAGACAAGCCUCGGGUUGAUGUAAAGCUUCAGCUCGAAGGGCCAGCUCCUAAAGAUAGCUAA
Molecule: messenger RNA, 2790 nt
Organism: Seminavis robusta
Lineage: Eukaryota; Bacillariophyta; Bacillariophyceae; Naviculales; Naviculaceae
Source: the annotation of a GenBank genome assembly